GAUGGGCUAUUCGGUCGGAAGAUGUACAUGUAGUAGAAUAGAGAGACGGUGCAAAUUUCGUACUUUUUGGGGUGCUUUAUCCGUUUUUGGCAAUUUCAGACGGAUCUUUCAUUUCAUGGCGGAUCGGCGGAUCUUUUGGAGUGGCAAGCCGAGAGAGAAGCCAUCGCUCGCUUUCCUGCUGCUGCUGCAUUGCUCCCAUUUGUUAGUUUGUCUGGUUAUUAUUGUCAGCAAAGAUGAAAGGAUUGACGGCAACAACAAACAGAAUCGCCAUCAUACCACGCCCUGUUAGGGUGGAAGAAAAGAGUGGCCACUUUACUAUAACGGAAUCCUCCUGCAUCUACGCAUCGGAAGGAGCUCUGGCCGAAGCCAAAUUCCUGGCGGAGGUGAUUCGACCAUCUUCUGGAUUGGAAAUUGCCGUCAAGACAUUGAGCCAAGAGUGUGAUUGCAAAGGCCAUAUUAGCCUUGCUCUAAUCAGAACAACUGAUGAUGAUGAUGAUCCUAUGGAUGACGAAGCGUACACUCUGGAUGUUUCGGAAUGCAAUGUCAAGAUCAAAGCUGCCACAGCCAAGGGUCUCUUUUACGGUAUUCAAAGCCUCUUGCAGCUACUGCCGCCCAACAUAUUCCGCAAAGCCAUGGUGAAGGACGCUACCUGGACCAUUCCUUGUGUUGGCAUUGAAGAUACUCCACGUUUCAAAUGGCGUGGCAUGCACUUGGACAGCGGUCGCCAUUUCAUGCCCAAAGAAUUUGUAUUGAAGCUCAUCGACUUGAUGGCGUUUCACAAACUAAACUCAUUCCAUUGGCACCUCACGGAAGAUCAGGGAUGGAGGAUUGAAAUCAAAGCGUAUCCCAAACUCACCGAAAUCAGUGCCUGGCGGGACGAAACGCUGAUUGGCCACCAUCGCAACAAUCCACGAGUAUUUGACGGACGCCGCCAUGGCGGGUUCUAUAGCCAAGAUGAUAUCCGAGAGGUUGUGGCAUACGCCGCACGGCGUCACAUUACUGUGGUACCAGAAAUUGAAAUGCCCGGCCAUACCGUUGCCGUACUCGCCGCCUACCCAGAGCUUGGCUGCACCAAUGGUCCCUAUCAAGUGCGCACCAUGUGGCACUUUUCGGAAGACGUCUUUUGUGCCGGCAACGAAGCAACCUUUACGUUUCUGCAGAAUGUACUCACCGAAGUCAUGGAACUCUUCCCCAGCAAGUACAUUCAUAUUGGUGGGGAUGAAUGCCCCAAGGCACGCUGGAAGGAAUGCUCCAAAUGCCAGAAACGCAUCCAAAACGAGAAUCUAAAGGACGAACACGAGCUUCAGAGCUAUUUUAUCAAGAGAAUCGAGUCCUUCCUCAAUGAGAAUGGGCGCAGCUUGAUUGGGUGGGACGAAAUCUUGGAGGGUGGACUAGCACCCAAUGCUACCGUCAUGUCGUGGCGUGGGACGGAAGGUGGCAUCCAAGCCGCGAAUGAGGGGCACAGUGUCGUGUUUGCUCCGGCGAGCCAUACUUACUUGGACCAUUGCCAAACAGAUGACGUUUUUGCAGAACCACUCGCCAUUGGUGGUAAUCUACCCCUGGAAAAAGUCUACAGUUAUGAGCCCAUGCCGGAAGAAUUAUUGACUGCCGGCAAAGGCCAUCAUGUCCUUGGCGCUCAGGGGCAGCUGUGGUCCGAGUAUUUUCCAAACCCCAAACAUGUAGAAUACAUGGCGUUCCCACGCUUGACAGCCCUCUCGGAGGUAGUCUGGAGCCCCAGGGAAGGCAAGAGCUUUGAGAAUUUUCUUGGCCGUCUAGAUUCUCAUCUGAAGCGCUUGGAUGUCCUCGACGUGAAUUAUCGCAGACUCGACCAUAAAUUGUAGUGCAUUGCACCAUUACUUUGUAACUUGUGAUUUGAAGCAGGAAAUAGGAGAGCAGACACACAUUCAGAUUCCAAAGGGCUUCGGCAG
Messenger RNA from Seminavis robusta, 1928 nucleotides. The record is from the annotation of a GenBank genome assembly. NCBI's taxonomy places the organism in Eukaryota, Bacillariophyta, Bacillariophyceae, Naviculales, Naviculaceae.